AAUAUGAAAGUAUCCGCUCCAGGCCACACCAAACCGAUCCUCUGCAAGGUCUUCUCUCGCACAGGACCGGCUCACCUUUGGUGAAUCGGCCAUGUUUGGCUCCAGAAGCUGCCGAUCGGAAUGUGGGCGUACGGCGGCCACAUUGAUUUUGAUGUCUUAUCUUGAUCGCCGUUGGCCUCGUGUUAUCAGCCUGGUGGGUGCACCCGCCUGUCCUCUGUCGUUCUGUCGACGAGGCAUGUUUGCGAUUGCGGCUGGCUCUCGAUCACGCUUACAUGGAGUCUUUCUAAGCCCCUCCCUUCUUGGUACAACUUCUUUCUCUGACUCAGAGGCCAUCUCGGCCCUUACCCGUGUCAAGAUGAAGUGUUAUGAGCCUGCGCUUCCUUUGGGUGGCAGCCUCGGGCUUCCUCUCUACCGGCCACUGUGAGGUUGCUCUGGACUUCAUCUCACAAUGUCCCAGCCCCCGCGAAGCCUCAUUAUGAGAAUGACUCAAUGAGUUCUUUCCGUCACCUGGCUGCCUG
This is a messenger RNA of Laetiporus sulphureus 93-53, 518 nucleotides long. RefSeq lists its product as uncharacterized. Lineage: Eukaryota; Fungi; Basidiomycota; Agaricomycetes; Polyporales; Laetiporaceae. The record is from RefSeq and is a predicted model, not a curated record. Bases 92 to 424 code for a protein of 110 amino acids. The transcript has 4 exons.